AUGUGGACGCGUUCCGAUCCGCAGGACCUUGAGCAGCAGCGGGGCACAGCGGCAGUCAUGGUGCUUAAGACGACGCUGUGCCGCUUCAGCGGCCUGCGGAUCUACCCCGGCCGCGGCAUUCUGUUCAUCCGGGUGGACAACCAGCAGUACCUCUUCCUGAACAAGAAGACGAAGAGCCUGUACCACAACAGGCUGCGCCCCGCCAAGCUGGCGUGGACCACCACGUACAGGAAGCAGCACAAGAAGGACCAGGUGUCCGAGGUCUCUCGCAAGAAGCGCCGCACCGCCAACAAGGCCACCGCGCGUGCGCUCACCGGCGCGUCCCUCGAGGUCAUCAACAAGCGCCGCGCGGAGAAGCCCGAGGUGCGCCAGGCCAGCCGCGAGGCGGCCAUCCGCGAGAUCAAGGAGCGCGCCAAGAAGGCCAAGGCUGAGAAGGCCAAGGCGCAGAAGGCGCCCGCCUCCAAGCAGCAGGCGCCGGCCGCCAAGAACAUCGGCCGUGGCAAGCGCUGA
Messenger RNA from Monoraphidium neglectum, 510 nucleotides. Its product is annotated as 60S ribosomal protein L24-2. Gene Ontology annotation, cellular component: cytosolic large ribosomal subunit. NCBI's taxonomy places the organism in Eukaryota, Viridiplantae, Chlorophyta, Chlorophyceae, Sphaeropleales, Selenastraceae. The transcript is spliced from 3 exons. The record is from RefSeq and is a predicted model, not a curated record. Bases 1 to 510 code for a protein of 169 amino acids. Gene Ontology annotation, molecular function: mRNA binding; structural constituent of ribosome. Gene Ontology annotation, biological process: cytoplasmic translation.